Molecule: messenger RNA, 1440 nt
Organism: Candida tropicalis MYA-3404
Lineage: Eukaryota; Fungi; Ascomycota; Pichiomycetes; Serinales; Debaryomycetaceae
Gene: SEC61
Product: translocon subunit
Exons: 1
Coding region: 1-1440 (479 amino acids)
Biological process (GO): post-translational protein targeting to membrane, translocation; SRP-dependent cotranslational protein targeting to membrane, translocation
Cellular component (GO): membrane; Sec61 translocon complex
Molecular function (GO): signal sequence receptor activity; ribosome binding; transmembrane protein transporter activity
Source: RefSeq, a predicted model, not a curated record
AUGAGUGGAUUCCGUGUAUUAGAUUUAGUGAAACCUUUCAGUCCCUUCUUACCAGAAGUCAUUGCUCCAGAACGUAAAGUUCAGUUCCAACAACGUGUGAUGUGGACGAUCAUUACUUUGUUGAUUUUCUUGGUUAUGUCCGAAAUCCCAUUAUAUGGUAUUGUUUCUAGUGAUUCCAGUGAUCCAUUAUUCUGGUUGAGAAUGAUGUUGGCUUCCAAUAGAGGUACCUUAAUGGAAUUGGGUAUUUCUCCAAUUAUUUCCUCCGGUAUGUUGUUCCAAUUGUUACAAGGUACCAAGAUUAUCCAUGUUGAUAUGCAAAACAAGAAUGAUAGAGAAACUUUCCAAACUGCUCAAAAAUUGUUGGCCAUGUUGUUGGCUGUUGGUCAAGCCACCGUCUAUGUCUUGACUGGUAUGUACGGUAGACCAAGUGACUUGGGUUUUGGUGUUUGUUUGUUGUUGAUCUUGCAAUUGGUCUUUGCCAGUACCAUUGUUAUUUUGUUAGAUGAAUUGUUACAAAAGGGUUAUGGUUUAGGUAGUGGUGUUUCCUUAUUCACUGCCACCAACACUUGUGAACAAGUCUUCUGGAAAGCUUUUGCACCAACCACUUCUUCUUCCGCUAAAGGAACUGAAUUUGAUGGUGCUGUUGUUGCUAUGUUCCACUUGUUGGGUUCUAGAAAGGACAAAAAGAGAGCUUUGAUUGAAGCUUUCUACAGACCAAACUUGCCAAACAUGUUCCAAUUGUUGGCCACCUUGGUUGUUUUCUUCACUGUUGUCUACUUGCAAGGUUUCAGAAUUGAAUUGCCAAUGAAAUCCACCAGACAACGAGGACCAUAUGGUAUGUACCCAAUUAGAUUGUUCUACACUUCAAACAUUCCAAUUAUGUUGCAAAGCGCCUUGUCCUCCAACAUUUUCAUUAUUUCUCAAUUAUUAUUCAUGAGAUGGCCAAACAACUUGUUUAUCAAAUUAUUGGGUACUUGGGACGCCAGACCAGGUUCUUCCCAAUUGUACGCCAACGGUGGUUUAGCUUACUACAUUCAACCACCAUUCAGCUUUACUGAAGCUUUGUUGGACCCAAUCAAGACCACCAUUUACAUUGCCUUUGUCUUGGGCUCCUGUGCUGUUUUCUCCACCACCUGGAUUGAAAUCAGUGGUACUUCUCCAAGAGACGUUGCCAAACAAUUCAAGGAACAAGGUUUGGUUAUUGCUGGUCACAGAGACACUUCUGCCUACAAGGAAUUGAAGAAAAUCAUCCCAGUUGCUGCUGCCUUUGGUGGUGCCACCAUUGGUGCUUUAUCUGUUGUUUGUGAUUUGAUGGGUACUUUGGGUUCUGGUACUUCUAUUUUGUUGGCUGUCACUACCAUUUACGGUUACUAUGAAUUGGCUGUCAAAGAAGGUGGAUUCAGCAAAUCACUUGUCAGUGGAUUCUCUGACGGUAUUUAG